This is a messenger RNA of Notothenia coriiceps (black rockcod), 2409 nucleotides long. RefSeq names its product aldehyde oxidase 6 (gene aox6). The coding region runs from base 1 to 1956 and encodes 651 amino acids. The transcript has 17 exons. Lineage: Eukaryota; Metazoa; Chordata; Actinopteri; Perciformes; Nototheniidae. Gene Ontology annotation, molecular function: molybdopterin cofactor binding; oxidoreductase activity; iron ion binding. The record is from RefSeq and is a predicted model, not a curated record.
AUGUCGGCCCUGAAAGGCGAGCCUCAAGAACUUCCGGUGAUGGGAUGCAAUUGGCACGUGGAAGAAGCCAUUGAGAAGUCGUCUUUCUACGAGCCUCUGAGGAGCAUCGAGAGAGGAAAAGUGACCGAAGCGUUUAAAACUGUCGAUCAGAUUCAUGAAGGAGAGUUUAGAAUGGGAGGUCAGGAGCAUUUCUACUUGGAGACGCAAAGCAUGCUGGUAGUUCCUGUUGGAGAGGAGACUGAGUUCAACGUUUACGUCUCCAGUCAGCAUUUGUCAUUUACUCAGGACGCUAUAGCAGAGACGUUGGGCAUCCCGUCUAACAGAGUCACAUGUCACGUCAAACGGAUCGGAGGAGCUUUCGGAGGGAAGGUCUUCAAAACCGCGAUCCUGGCUUGUAUUACGUCUGUGGCUGCGUGGAAGACUAAUCGUGCAGUGCGCUGUGUUUUGGAGCGAGGAGAGGACAUGUUGAUCACAGGAGGCCGCCACCCUGUCCUCGCCAAAUACAAAGUGGGUUUCAUGCAUGAUGGGAGGAUCGUGGCGGCAGAUAUCCAGUACUUCAUCAACGCUGGAAACGCAGUGGAUGAAUCUGUCUUUGUAGUCGAGAAGAUUCUGCUCCACUUUGACAACGCCUACAACAUCCCGAACCUGCGGGGCCGCGGCGCUGCCUGCAGGACCAACCUGCCCUCCAAUACCGCCUUCAGGGGCUUCGGCGUGCCGCAGGGCCUCAUGGUCCUGGAGAACAUGAUCAACGACGUGGCCAUGGCGCUGGGACGCCCUGCAGACCAGAUCAGGGAGAUGAACAUGUAUGAGGGUCCGUCCAUCACUCACUACAAGUUUGCGUUCAGCCCGGAGAACCUGCGGCGCUGCUGGCAGGAGUGUAAGGAGAAGUGUGAGUUCAGCGCCCGCCGCAGUGCCGCGCAGGAGUUCAACCUGCAGCACCGCUGGAGGAAGAGAGGCAUGGCCAUCGUCCCCGUUAAGUUCGGGGUCGCAUUUUCCGAAAGCUUCCUAAACCAGGCUGCAGCUUUGGUGCACAUCUAUAAAGACGGCUCUGUUCUGGUCUCUCACGGGGGGACGGAGAUGGGUCAGGGGCUGCACACUAAGAUGCAACAGGUAGCGAGUCGGGAGCUCCACAUCCCCGCCUCUAAGAUCUACAUCAGUGAGACCAGCACCAACACCGUCCCCAACACCUCCCCGUCAGCUGCGUCCUACGGCACGGACGCCAACGGCAUGGCAGUGAAGGAUGCCUGCCAGAUUCUUUACCAGCGCCUGGAGCCAAUCAGGAAGAAGAACCCCAAAGGAUCAUGGGAGAGCUGGGUCAUGGCAGCAUUUAUGGAUAAAAUCAGUUUAUCAGUUACUGGAUUCUACAGAGGACCGGACCUGUACAUGGACUGGGAGAAGAUGGAGGGGCAGCCGUACGCUUACUUCACCUUCGGAGUGUGUUGCUGUGAGGUGGAGCUGGACUGCCUCACAGGAGACUACAGGACGGUAAGGACAGACAUUGUAGCGGACAUCGGGAAAAGUGUGAACCCGUCAAUUGACAUCGGCCAAAUUGAAGGAGCCUUCAUGCAGGGUCUGGGUCUGUUCACUCUGGAGGAGCUGAAGUUCUCCCCCGCCGGGCACCUGUACACUCGCGGUCCGUCUCAGUAUAAGAUCCCGGCGGUGUGUGACGUGCCGCUUCACUUCAACGUCUACUUGCUGUCGAACUCCGACAACCCCCACGCCAUCUACUCCUCAAAGGGUAUUGGAGAGCCUAUCCUCUUCCUGGGCAGCACUGCGUUCUUCGCCAUCAAAGACGCCGUGUCUGCAGCUCGCUCUGACUCCGGGUUAUUUGGCCCGUUUUCUCUAAACAGCCCUGCGACUCCGGAGAGGAUCUGCCUCGCCUGCGCCUCCCCGUUGACUCAGAAGAUUCCAGCCAGCAUACCAGGAUCUUUCACACCAUGGGCCUUAAACAUCUGAAGCUCAACCUGUCAAUCUUUGUAUGUGAAUACUAAAGCAGUGCAUGAAUGCAACACACAAUAAUUAAGUAAUGCAGUUAUACUCAAUGAUCUAUAAACCUUCUCUGUUCUUUUGAACCAACCAAUGAAAAGUUUCUAAUUGUUAUUGUUACAUUGUUAUUGCAAUUUAAUUGUUUGCCCUUGCUCUCAUCCUCAUACUCAUACUCAUCAGUAUCACUAUUUCAAUAGAAGAAUACAUAAUUAAGCACAAUAUUAUUCCUCUUUAUUAUUCAAUGGCACUUAAAAAAGUAAAUUAAGUGAUUAAAACUAUUGCUAAUUAAAACAAAUCAGCCUAUCUGGUAAAGACAGCUGAAACUUCAUGUUUAGAAAAAUCAGAAAGGGACACAGAAGCACUUCUAGAAUGGCCCUAUUAUAUAAAACAAGUGUAGAUGUGACUCAAUAUUUGUCAAAAUAA